Molecule: messenger RNA, 4683 nt
Organism: Anopheles funestus (African malaria mosquito)
Lineage: Eukaryota; Metazoa; Arthropoda; Insecta; Diptera; Culicidae
Exons: 11
Coding region: 1376-2251 (291 amino acids)
Source: RefSeq, a predicted model, not a curated record
UUAGCCAUUGUUUAGCUUUAGAGGGGGGGGGGGGGGGGAAACCCAGCUUGAAUCAGUAGAACCGGUGUACGUUUGAAGAAUCGUGAAAGCGAUGAUCUGCAAGGAAUUUUCUACAUCCGGGAGGAACGUAAAGUUUAAAUAUAAAUCAUGACAGCAAUAUAAAGCUUUUUUUUAUUGUACUUUAUAGCAACCAAAUUUCUCUCAACAUUAUGACAGAAAUAAUACACUCAAAAUACUCAUCUUCUCUCGAUAAGAGUGUCAUCUAAAAGCCGGCAAAAAGAACUCAAUGCCACGCACGACAGCUAACCCACCCAAAGACCCUAACGGAGGUGAAUGACUGUUUUGUUGUUGUUUUCAAAAACCUGGUGUGUCCUUCGCCCUUAAAGACGGCACGAGCACCAACGGGCUUUCGGUCAUGCUGGGCCUCCCGGCGUAGUACGCAGAUGAGUUUUCAAUGUCAAAGACGUGGUAGUAUUUAUGGCGCCACUAGAGCACUACAGUUGUCUAGAUAAAGAAAAGGAUUCGGAUUUUAUAAUAAACAUUCGCCGGAGUAUAUCAACUUUCCCUUUGUUUGCUUAAACAAUAAAUUCUUCUUCUUUCAUUCCAUAUUCUCUUCUCCUGUUUGAGAAAAGAAAACUCUUACCUUUUAAAAGCAAUAAGUCAGUUUUUUUAUCGCUACAUAUUCAUUAUACACCCAAGAUGGGAAACAUACCGGCACAUUUUGCAGCAGAAAUGAGAAACAGAUUAUGCAGAAUGAUGGACAAGAUUCACCCAUUCGGAACCGGUUUUCUGAUAUAGUGUGUCUUUUUUUUUGUUUGUUUGGUGCGCGAGAUCGUUGCUUAUAAAUGCGUCUUGUUUAGUGUUUUUGUUGUGUCUGUUUAUCUACUUCGUUUUCUGCGAUUCUCGCCGGCGAAAUCUCUUCUACGGGGGGGUGUCGCGAUCGCACGACAAUUCGCGGUCGUGUCUUGGGCGCUCUUCGCGAUCACCGUCUGCUCGUAUAAAACAACAUCACCGGUGGCGGUUCCGUUCCAUUCUCGCACUUAACGUCCGAACGGAUCGAGCUCCGUGCGUAAACUUCUGUUUGAGUGUGUAUUUGUGUAUUGUAUUCUAUAAGAGAAUCUAUUCGAACGCUACUAAAUUUGUGAGCUGCAGUGUUCGCCUGAGCGAAACGAUUGAAGCGCAUGCGGUUAUUUUUAUGCGUCUUCAGUUUCUGCUCAGCUGUUCAUCAUUCCGGUGUGUUUGAAGCGUGGUGAUAUCAUUCGCAAUCAUUUAGCUCACGCCUAAAAUAACGUUAAACUGUGUGCAGUGCAAACGAAAGCUUUCAAGUGAGAUGAAUCCCGCGGGCAACGAUAGGCAAAGAAGGUAAUUAAGCAAAAUGAAGUUUCUUAUGUUGUGUACGUUAGUAGCCGGUGCUGCUGCAGGAUACUCCAACACGAACUAUCGGGAUGCAAAAGCGACAGGUCUCUAUAAUCAAGUCUCCGCUGGAACCGAUUAUGCUGACAAGUUCCCCCAUGGUAACACAGGUUAUAAUGGCGGCUACACGACACACUUUUCCGGACCGAACGGUGCUGGUGUGGCGGUCGGUACCGGUACCGGCAACUUUGGACCCGGAUUCGGCGGUUUCCCCGGCCCGACUGUAGACUUCAACAACUUCUUCCAGGGCAUUCAGGCCAACUUUGCAAACUCGAUGACGCAAUCGUAUUCGGGUCCGGGAGCGAUGGCAUCAGCGUCAGCAUCACUGCUGAAUCCCGCCUGGCGAAGACCGACGCAUCAACAGAACAACUUGUACCAACAGCAGUUUGCUCUGCAGCAGGCAUUGUUCCAGCAACAGCAGGCCGCCUUCAAUGCGGUUCCCUUCGGAGCAGGCGGUUUCGGAGGUGCCGGAGCAGCUGCUGGAGCAGGUGCUUUCCCGGUGUACGGACCCAACUUUGCUAGCGGUACCAACUACGUGAACACUCGUUAUCCCACCGGCAACUUUGGUGCACCGAAUGUGGCCAGCUCUUCUGCUUCCUUUGGACCGGGUGGAUUCCAUCAGACGGCUUCCGUCUAUCCAAACAAUCCGGCCGUACCGAAUAUUGACACUCGUUUCGGUGGAUCGGAACAAUCGACCAGCUUCCAGAGUGGCAAACCAGGAUUCGUCGGAGUGUCCAGCUUCUCUUCCUCCUCCAACAUUAAUGGCCAGACGCACCGUGAAGCCGUAACGUCGGUGAAUGAUAAUGGCAAAGUGACGACCCAUCGUGUCCACUCCUAAACUGCAUCAAACCGUUUCGCCGACAUUCGACGUGUCCCAAGGUGCUAACGAAACGCCUUAACAUUGGGAGACAGGUAGACGAUAUAGAGUACACAAUCACGACUACCCUCUGAGUGAGCUGCUUCCUUUACGGAUGCCAACAAAAUCACAAACAAACACACAGAAAAAAAAAACUUCUCGGCAAACACCUCUCAGGAUUGGACGGAACGUAUGGCGAAUGCUGCUGUGGCUCUGCGCGAGGAGUAGCGAGGAAGCUAACGGCGAUAGUCAACCGGACAUUAAACGUGUGUUGCGAUCAAGAGGUACUUAUGCUAACAAUUUUACUUUUAAUACAUUUUGAGCAUUUUAAUAAUUAUUGUAUAUGUACUUUUCCGCUGUAUGGUGGUUGAGAAUAAAACAGAAGCGAUAAUAUGAAGCUGAAGUGGGCUGAUGUUGUUUUGUUUCAUUAUUUGGAUUACUCGGUUAAGGACUCAAACUUGCGAUAAUUAUCGCAUUGUGUAUGCCUCCAGCAAUAAGCAUUUCAACGAAAGUAAACAGUCGGACCGGGAUCGAUAUACGAAAUCGAUCGAGCUUGCGCUGUUUCACCGCAGAGGGGUGUUUGGAAUUUGGAAGCGAUACACGGACUUUAGUCGCACCGCUAGCAAAAGGGAAUUUUGUAGCUGUUGGAACAAAAAAUAUAAGUUGUUAAAAGAUUUUGUAAUGUUCGCGUUUGUUAAGAAAGAAACGGUAUCUGUUGCUGCGCCGCUGCAGAGCAACUACCGUCAGGCCAGUUGGUAACUGAAAGCAAAUGUUUGUAGUUCUCAGCUUCGAUCGUUGUGAAAGAUAUUUUGAAUGGAGAAGUUCCCUUAGAUUGUACAAAAACCAGUGUGUUUUAAACAGUAGAUCGGCACUCGAUGUUCACAGCGUUUAGUAAAAUACCAAAUUGUCCUAAUGUUUCGAAAAACUCGGCAACAACGGCUCAGUCAACUUUGUGGAAACAUUAGUUGCCAGAGCAGCUUUGACAUUUCGCGCUGAUCGCCACUUACGACCCAAAGAUGAACCGACGAUAGCCUGACACACCUACCCGAACGACGAUGGGUUUACCAACCCAUAAAGAAAUCGUCAGUUGCUUGGUCACGAAGCUUCACGUCCUUGGGCAAAUCUAAUGGGGAAAUAUGUCUUCCGGGAACUCAUGCCCCACCAGGAAGGUGCUCGUCAGCGAUACGUUCGGCAUGUGGCGGCGAGGAGCACAGCGAGCUUUCUUUGGCUGGAUCAGGUGAAAUCAAACCUGUCGGAAAACGGUUGCAACCGUGGAUCGAGGAAUGCAGCCCUGGGGCGAGUUUCCUGGAAACGGAUUGGCGAACAGGCCAUGUCCUCGCAACGUGCUCGACCAUGAGCAGGCCAGAAAUGAGGAUGAUGUCUUUCGGGGAACUGUAUUUUGUUUACCCUUACGCACAACCUUCUCCACUCAGGACCAGUAGAAUAGAUUUCGCAGAACCAGCCUUCUCUAAACAAACAAAUCAAAACAGUGAUUAUUGCAUCAACAAAAUUGCACAUCUAAUGAAGUUGAAGGGCUACGCAGCAAUGGAUUGAGAUGAAAUUGUAAAGCCGAUCAGUAUCAGUUAAAGACUAUCAUAGACCCUGCCUUCCUGCUAGUGGGUUUUACCGUUAUUGAACCAAUCCCAUGUUCUAACGAAUCCUGAUAACGUUCGAUCGAUCAUCAAUAUGAUUUUAUGUCAUCUCGCUAGAGCUGCUGACUACGAACAUGCGAACCAACUAGAACGUGUCCUUCGGAAAUCCAUCGUGCACUAUAACAUCACGCACCAGCACUAUAAAAGUUUCAGUUCUCGUCGAAUAGUUCAACCGAGUGGAGCAUUACAAACCUUCUAGAAUCAUUCUAGAGUGAUAAAGAAGAGAAACAAUCUGCCAAUCUAAGCAACAUGUGGAAGAGUGUAGUGUGUGUAACCCUGUUACUUGGAUACUGUUAUGCAGGUGUCAUUUCUAGGGAUGAGGAUACGUCAGUGCAUAACGAUGCGGCAGACACUGCUAUUAACGCUGCCGAUGGUGCAAGUAAUGCAGAACCGGUUGGGCAGGACAUUGUGGGAGCCGCAUCCAUCGCAAAAGUAGAAGAUCAUCCCAGAGCUGCACGAAGCACGCAUUAUUCGACUAGUUCAAUGCAACUGUACAAAACCGCAGAUUCCGCUUAUGCCAGAUCAGGUGCAGCAAGUGCACGUGCUUCGUCAAGCACUACACACGUCAAAGUUAGGAAAAAUUCUGUCACUUAUAGGGGCUAACAACUUGAACGACAACUUGAACUUUGCAGUUUAGAAAUUGGGUAAUGGAUAUUUUCCUGGAAAACUGCAGGAUUUAACUAAGAAAAAGCAAACAUACCAACUUCCAAAACACCUUUAAUUCGGCAAUAAAAAUAGCCAAAGUCGCAAAUUAUGAUAAAA